This is a messenger RNA of Paraphaeosphaeria sporulosa, 418 nucleotides long. RefSeq lists its product as uncharacterized. NCBI's taxonomy places the organism in Eukaryota, Fungi, Ascomycota, Dothideomycetes, Pleosporales, Didymosphaeriaceae. The transcript has a single exon. The record is from RefSeq and is a predicted model, not a curated record. The annotation marks the transcript as partial.
AACUGAGAGAUCGUCGUGACGGUUCGCGCUUGGUAAGAGGAUCUAGUCCAACUCGGGCUGGUUACAGAAAUCCACGAAGACAUUGUGUGGCGGCUUUCCAGUAUCUUCCCUUCCUGAGCGUUCUGAAAGUGACGACAUCAGUGGGCGACAAUCUGGAGGUAUAAUCACGUCCGUCAAACAAUGCGGGACUUGUGUGCUGCAUUCGAAUUCCUCCAGAAGCCACAUCAGACUUCGAAGAUCGGAGACGACCACACAAAGGAUGUAGUCUGCGAUACCCUUCUAGAUUUAACAAUAGGUAUUAAAUCUAGAAGGGUAGCUAGUCCUAAAGGGUUAAGUUUAGUUCUUGGGCAAGAUAACUAAGGGGAAGAGAAGGGGUCUUAUAAUAUAGUAGUAUUAGAAGAUAUGUAAUGAGUUAAUA